Molecule: messenger RNA, 861 nt
Organism: Rana temporaria (common frog)
Lineage: Eukaryota; Metazoa; Chordata; Amphibia; Anura; Ranidae
Gene: MRPL43
Product: mitochondrial ribosomal protein L43
Exons: 3
Coding region: 20-490 (156 amino acids)
Biological process (GO): mitochondrial translation
Cellular component (GO): mitochondrial large ribosomal subunit
Molecular function (GO): structural constituent of ribosome
Source: RefSeq, a predicted model, not a curated record
GGAGAAGCGCUCGAUCACCAUGACAGCCCGAGGCUCCCCCAGCCGCUUCUUGAAGAGUGUCCUGCAGAAUGGGGUGGGCAGAUAUGUGUGCCAGCUCAAGAGACUCACCCUCACCUUCAGUAAGGAUGCCCAGCCUUCCCGGGGAGCCAGGGAGUUUAUUGAAGAAAAGAUAGUUGACUUUGCCAAGCAGAAUCCCAGUGUUGUUCUGUAUGUGAAUCCCAAGCCAUGCAGAGUACCCAAACUGGUGGGGGAAUACCUGAAUGGGACUGUCAGAGAAGAAGCCAUUAACAGCAGAACUGCAGAGCAAAUAACAGAGCUGGUGCAGAAGAUGGCCAGCCAGUCUGGUCUGGAGAUCAUCCGCAUCAGGAAACCUCAACACACAGACAACCCCAGCAUUCAGGGACAAUGGCACCCCUUCACCAACAAAUCCUCUACCAUAAACAUACAGUUGUUUGAUGCUGUUAGCCAACAGGCUGAAUCCCAGCCAUAAAUAUUAACCUUAUCAUAAUAUUGUCAUUUCUUAUAGCACUGGUCCAUACACAGCCUAAUCCUUGCAAGUGACACUUAUUUUGAUACCUGCUUGAGAGAAUUGGGCUGUGCAGGGCUUUCCUGGGGUGAAAACAGCCAGGAACAUGUUAAUGCACCUAGAGAAUUUCCACUCUUUUAGGACAUCUCUGUGAAAGGGGUUCUUUUGGACAGAUAACAGCAGAGUCUAGUAGUACAGGGAUAUGAGAAAUAAUAGACAGAUAAUGACUACUGUUCUCAAGAAGACCUCUGUGCCUGUCUACUUGUGUAAAGCUGGACUAGAAUGUAUGUUACAGACAUGAAACAGGUGUAUAAUAAAAUGUUCAUAAUACAGAG